AUGUUCUCAAGCCCGUAUUUGCCUCACACAAUCUACGCCAUCGCCUUAACCUCCAUCUCUAUCCACCUCGUAAAUCAACGACGAACUUCUGAAGAAGAAAAAUCUCGUGUCAACGCACAAAUAUCUAUCCUCGAGUCAGUGAGGGACCAAUUACGCUCUGAUAAGCCACUGUCGAGCGAUGAGCUCGCCCGACUAAAAAAACUGGCGAGCGCGCCUCUUCCUGAGGAGGAGAAGCCGCAUAUUCGGUGGAGUGACAUUUUUUCGGGUAGGAAGCCCGUCGUUGGGAAGGAGUCGGACGUGAGUGAAUGGGAUAAGAGGGAUAUGGAGGCCCUGAAAAAGGAAAUUUAA
This is a messenger RNA of Laccaria bicolor S238N-H82, 348 nucleotides long. RefSeq lists its product as uncharacterized. Bases 1 to 348 code for a protein of 115 amino acids. NCBI's taxonomy places the organism in Eukaryota, Fungi, Basidiomycota, Agaricomycetes, Agaricales, Hydnangiaceae. The transcript is spliced from 2 exons. The record is from RefSeq and is a predicted model, not a curated record.